AUCAAUUCUUGACAUUCAAGAUUUAAUUCUGAUACUUACGAUACCUUAUAAAAAACAACAAUGAAUAUUCUGAAUAAACAUAUACAUACAAGACAAAUAAUUCCUUUCUUUCCUGUAUUGGAAUUCAAUGACGAUGUUGUAGAUAUACCUACAAAAAAUCCAAGCAUAUCUGGCUGGGAUAUCAUUUUUCUUGUGUCUUCGAUCAUUAUGCACAUAGUGGACAUGGGUUUCGACAUAAAUCUCAUUGUAAGAUAUUUAUUAGCCGGUAAAACAAUGUAUUUUGUGUGGACAACUAUUGUUGUAUUUCUGCCUUCGUUCAUAAAUGUUAUAAUUAGUAGAAGAAUGCAACGUCAAGAUGACAAGAUAAAUACAACAGAAAAUCAGUCUGAAUCUAGCUGUAUACAUACGAUGUUAACACAAAAGUUGUAUUGCAUUAUAGUAGUUGCAUUUCAAUUAGCACCUGUAAUUCGUUAUUAUCGAAUAUUAAUUCAUACUUGGAAGGCUUACAAGUCUCAGAAAGAUGAAGAUAAAAAUGCUCAAAGGCGACAUUACCUCAAGAUGCUCAAAGAAGAUCAAGAUGUAGCUUUGUUGAGAGUAUUUGAAUGCUUUCUUGAAGCAGCUCCCCAACAAGUUUUGCAAUUAACUAUAUUAUUGAAGGACUACCACAACAAUAUUAAUUUUGAAUUUAUUCAUCAAGUAGCUACUAUUCUUAGUUCACUUGCUAGUAUGGGAUGGGCCAUGGCCAGUUAUCACCGUAGCAUUAGAUUAGUUCAACAGGAUAAACUGAAUAUUGGAAUUACAGGAACGGUUUUACAAUUUCUGUGGCACUUCUGUACAACAGUUUCAAGGAUAUUGUCCUUAAGUGUUGUCGCAAGUAUUUGGCCCAUAUACACAGCAAUUGGUUGUGUUAUUCAUUGGAUAGGUAUGACUGGUUGGAUCAUUGUCGAUUCACGUGGUAUAUUAGAAUUCUGUAGAGAUUACAAUCAUGCACCGCAUUGUCCUCCAAAAUUUAAGGAACGCAUUUAUUCUGUUUUGUUUUCCAUAGUAAUUGGCGUUGUUCACGUGUUCAUAUAUUUAAAUGCAGUGGAUGGUAGUACACUCUUUAAACAUGUAUCUUUUUACACAAUUUGUUUUCUUGAAAAUAUAACAGCAACUAUAUUUUGGAUACACGCUUCGUCUGACGAAGUUAAACAUGCAUGGUACUUUAAUGUACUGGUCGUCUUUUGCAUUUUACCUUUCUUGAUUGGCAUAACAGCCAUGGUUGUUUAUUACUGUGUAUUUCAUCCUUCCUUUAAACAUCUAAAUUCUGUAAAUACAUCAUCGUAA
Molecule: messenger RNA, 1326 nt
Organism: Dufourea novaeangliae
Lineage: Eukaryota; Metazoa; Arthropoda; Insecta; Hymenoptera; Halictidae
Product: XK-related protein 6-like
Exons: 4
Coding region: 61-1326 (421 amino acids)
Biological process (GO): phosphatidylserine exposure on apoptotic cell surface; engulfment of apoptotic cell; apoptotic process involved in development
Cellular component (GO): plasma membrane
Source: RefSeq, a predicted model, not a curated record